AUGAUUGCCGACAUGCGUGUCGCCCUCGUGGGCGCCCUCGCUGGUUCUGCUGCCGCCCACAAGUACAGCAACACCACCACCUCCGCCGUCAGUGACCACGUGACGUACACCACGGAGACGGUCACGGCCAUCACCACCUACUGCCCUGAGCCCACCACCCUCACUCACGGCACCAAGACCUACACUGUGACCGAGCCCACCACGCUCACCAUCACUGACUGCCCCUGCACCAUCACCACACCCGUCACUCCCCUGCCCACACCCACUGGCCCUGCUGUGGACGAGUGCGCCGCCGCGUGUACCGACGCCCACAACAAGUGUGUCACCGCCCCUCACUCCAACAAGUCAUGGUGCGCGGCCCAGUACGCCGAAUGUCUCGGCUACAACCCUUACGAGGGCGAGUACGAAGAGCCCACCGCCUGCUCGACCACGCCGGUCCCUGAGCCUACCCACACUGAGACCCCUGACAAGGACGAGUGUGCUGAGGACUGCACUGACGCCUACCGCAAGUGCCAGGUCACUCCCGGCUCCAACAAGUCUACCUGCGCCUCCAACUUCGCCGAGUGCUUGGGCUUCAACCCCUUCAACAACAACGGCACUCUAGUUGAGCCUACCGCCUGCUCGGAGCAUCCCACGAACACCGCCACCUCCGCCCCCAGUGAGCACACUACCUACACUACGGAGACGGUCACGGCCAUCACCACUUACUGCCCUGAGCCCACCACCGUCACUCACGGCACCCAGACCUACACAGUCACCGAGCCCACCACGCUCACCAUCACUGACUGCCCCUGCACUGUCACUCGCCCCGUCGAGCCCGUGCCUACCAAGGAGCCUGAGCAGCCCGAGCAGCCUGAGCAACCUGAGCAGCCUGAGCAGCCUGAGCAGCCUGAGCAGCCCGAGCAGCCCGAGCAGCCCGAGCAGCCUGAGCAGCCUGAGCAGCCCGAGCAGCCCGAGCAGCCCGAGCAGCCCGAGCAGCCUGAGCAGCCUGAGCAGCCUGAGCAGCCUGAGCAGCCCGAGCAACCCGAGCAGCCUGAGCAGCCCGAGCAACCCGAGCAGCCUGAGCAGCCUGAGCAGCCCGUGCCUACCAAGGAGCCUGAGCAGCCUGAGCAGCCUGAGCCCACCGCUCAGCCUCCCGUCGAGCAGCCCAGCACCACACCUGGUGUGCCCGCACCCAUCCCCGGUGCGGCGAACAAGGUCGGCGGCUCUGCUGCUGCUCUCCUCGUAGCUGGUGUCGUUGCCCUGCUGUAA
Emericellopsis cladophorae is the source of this 1251-nucleotide messenger RNA. RefSeq names its product cell wall glycoprotein. The transcript has a single exon. Gene Ontology annotation, biological process: fungal-type cell wall organization. NCBI's taxonomy places the organism in Eukaryota, Fungi, Ascomycota, Sordariomycetes, Hypocreales, Bionectriaceae. Gene Ontology annotation, molecular function: structural constituent of cell wall. Bases 1 to 1251 code for a protein of 416 amino acids. Gene Ontology annotation, cellular component: fungal-type cell wall. The record is from RefSeq and is a predicted model, not a curated record.